Molecule: messenger RNA, 2885 nt
Organism: Lemur catta (Ring-tailed lemur)
Lineage: Eukaryota; Metazoa; Chordata; Mammalia; Primates; Lemuridae
Gene: ZNF446
Product: zinc finger protein 446
Exons: 6
Coding region: 1030-2379 (449 amino acids)
Biological process (GO): regulation of DNA-templated transcription
Source: RefSeq, a predicted model, not a curated record
GCCUGGCGGGCUCCUCCUCCCUGCGCUCCGGAGAGCCCGCCUACCUCCCAACGUGCCCUGCGCGUCCCCACCUCCGAGCCUUUGCAGGGGCCUUUCUUCCCGCCCAGACGCCGUUCCCUCUGCCGGGUCCCCUAUGCCUCGUCCCCAGGCCUGGUACUCUUAGAAGACCUUCUUCGUUUCCCUUUUUGGGAGACAGGUCCUGAAGUUCGAGGGUGCCUUGGAUAAGUCUAGAGUCGGGCCUGGUCUGGCUGGUCUGGCAGGUCCUCCUUUGGUGGGCGUGUUUCACUCCAGACCAUCUUCAGGGUUUUGGAUACCGUGGCCACCCCACGACUCCACGCAACGUGUGGCUUCAUUUUUCUUGGCUUCUGUUUUUGGUUUUUACAUACAUGGGCCCAAGCAGUGCUAGUCAUUCAUGGUGUGGUCAGCAAGCACUGCCUCUUGGAGUCCACAUCAGGCCCGUGCGUGCACGUAAUCCUCCAGCCCCUGUCCUGCCCUGGUGUGGACGUGCCCUGUGCCCCACUUCAGUCAACAUGUCUCAGAGUGUGGUGACAGGCACUCCCCGAUACAGCCCAGUCUGGCUCUGCUUUCUACCUACUGACCCCUCUACCCUCAGGCCUCCCAUUCACCCUGGACCAUGGCCCACCUGCCCCCCGCUUCUCUGCUGGGCACUGUCUAUAGCUCCUCAGCCUGACCCUGGAAGCCUAUGAUGAUUCCCCUUGCCCACCUCUUCACCAUCUGUCCCAACAGUCUCCUGUUGUACUCAACUGUUUGCAAUUUCCUAGAAGUUCCCUGGACACCUUGUCUCCAGGCAUUUGUCCCCAAGGCUUCUUCCUGCUCUCGGUUCCUGUCAGUGUUCAGCUCCUGUCACCCCCUCCCUCCAUAAAGCUUUCCUGUCCUCACCUACUCCCAGCCUCAUUGUCCAUUCUGUUCUGGCCUUGACCUCCUGGGCUGGGCCUCUUGGCUGAUACCCUGACCCUGUUUUUCUAUAGGUCCAUCUUUAUAGCUCCAAGAAAACCCCUUUGAACAAGAAUGCCAUCCUCUCUGGGUCCCCCAUGCCUAUCCCUCAUGGACCCUGAGAUCACCUUUGAGGAGCCUGAGGCUGCACGCCUGCGCUUCCGGGGGUUCUGCUACCAGGAGGUGGCAGGUCCCCGAGAGGCCCUGGCUCAGCUGAGAGAGCUGUGUCGCCAGUGGCUGCGGCCUGAGGCCCACUCCAAGGAACAGAUGCUGGAGCUGCUGGUGCUGGAGCAGUUCUUGGGCACACUGCCCCCUGAAAUCCAGGCCUGGGUUCGAGGUCAGCAGCCAGGCAGCCCAGAGGAGGCUGCUGCCCUGGUCGAGAGGCUGCAGCAUGACCCUGGGCAGCUGUUGGGCUGGAUCACAGCCCACAUCCUGAAGCGGGAAGUGCUCCCUGCAGCCCAGAAGACAGAGGAGUCCUCGAGGAGCUCUCAUCCCUCAGGGACAGUGGAGUCCCCUGGAGCAGUCCCUGGGGAGGGUCCACAGGACACCAGCAUAGAGGGGUCCACCCAGCUCAGCUGCAGUGUGAAGGAGGAGCCUGAUGCUGAUGGGCAGGAAAUGGCACCCUCCAGCACCCCCCUUUCAGCCCAGUCCCCUGAAGGGCACCUUGGAUACAAGGAACCAGAUUCCAUGUCUUUCCACCGACCCAGGAUUCAGGAGGAGUGGGGGUUGCUGGACCCGUCACAGAAGGAGCUGUACUGGGACACAAUGCUGGAGAAGUACGGCACAGUAGUCUCUCUGGGGUUGCCACCCCCACAGCUGCAGCCAGUGCGGGCCCAGCCUGAGCCUGGGACGCUGCGCGAGGGGACCGAGGUGCGCAGAAGCCUUUGCCCAGGAGAUGAGAGCGAGGGUCCGCCGGGCUGCCCAGAGGCCCAGCUACCCCGGGGCCAGGGGCCUGUCUCUUGGGAGGGCCUGUCUAGGGCCGCUGCAUCUGCUCCGCCCGCGGGUCCCCCACCCACGCCCCCAGAGGCUGGGGAGCCUGGCGCGCCUGCCAGGAAGCCCUACACGUGCGAGCAGUGCGGCCUCGGCUUCGACUGGAAGUCGGUGUUCGUCAUCCACCACCGGACGCAUGUGGGCCGGCAGAGUGCGCAGGCCCGGGUCCUGGGCACUGGGGGCGAUGCGGAGAAUUCGCUGCAGUUUCCCCUGGAACACGCUGCUUUGCGCCACCCGCUGAGGUCGUUGGCGGGGCCCAGACGCUAUGUGUGUGAGGAGUGCGGGCGCAGCUUCAGCUGGAAGUCACAGCUGGUCAUCCACCGCAAGAGCCACGCUGGCCAGCGGCGCCACUUUUGCAGUGACUGCGGCCGCGGCUUCGACUGGAAGUCCCAGCUGGUCAUCCACAGGAAGAGCCACCGGCCUGAGGCCGUGUGAACACCUGGACAGGGCAGCCCCACCCUGGGGCCUCAGAGUUUUCAGGGCCUGGAUGCCAGCCCGUGGCAUGAGGAUCUGCCUCAGUCCAGGAGAUUCUGGAGGCAGCAGGGGACUCCGGAGUGAAUGGUGGUCCCAGCCAGUCCCCUGCCCCUGGCCUGGCCCCCUGCAAAAGAACUGGGUGCAAGACAAAGAAGCUGCUCCCUCCUUUCUUGCCCUUGUCUUCUGGAAUGAGGCCUGGGUUCAAGUCCUAGGCUUACUGGUGACUAUGGGGUGGUUACCAGGCCCCAGGCCCCCCUGCUUGUGACAUGGUGCAGGCUGACAAUACUCUCUACUCCUGGGACCCCAUUGCUGCUCCUGCCUGCAGUGGCUGGGCCUGAGGUCUCAGUUUGGAAGGCAGUAGAAAGCCCAGGAAAGCACAUCUGGCUUCUGUUCAUCCUGCUUCAUGUGACCCUGGACCUCCAUGUGUGUGUUAGAUUUUUAACAUAAAUUCCAUUUUUAUAUGGGGA